Messenger RNA from Nothoprocta perdicaria, 2666 nucleotides. RefSeq names its product growth arrest specific 7 (gene GAS7). The record is from RefSeq and is a predicted model, not a curated record. Gene Ontology annotation, cellular component: cytoplasm; actin filament; plasma membrane. Gene Ontology annotation, biological process: neuron projection morphogenesis; actin filament polymerization. The transcript has 13 exons. Lineage: Eukaryota; Metazoa; Chordata; Aves; Tinamiformes; Tinamidae. Gene Ontology annotation, molecular function: actin filament binding. Bases 53 to 1216 code for a protein of 387 amino acids.
GGCAGGAGAAGAUGCUUUGAACUGCCAUCUUCCCCCUGGCUGGCAGAGCUAUAUGUCUCCGCAGGGCCGCAGGUAUUAUGUGAACACCUUCACAAAUGAGACAACCUGGGAGAGGCCUAGCAGCGUGCCUGGGACUCCGAAGAGCCCUGGGACACAGAAGAGCCCUGCAGUGAAUGGCUACCACGUCUCUGGGACUCCAGUACAUCAGGUGGACUCCACUCAUAUGAGCCUCCGAAAAACCACUGGGGAAACUCAGAGCCCCGGGUCCCCGGCCGCGCCGCGGAGGCAGAGCAAGGAGAGCAGCCUCACGAUAAACUGUGUGACCUUCCCCCACCCUGACRUAAUGCCAGAGCAGCAGUUGCUGAAACCCUCAGAAUGGAGCUACUGUGAUUAUUUCUGGGCUGAUAAAAAGGAUUCACAAGGGAAUAAUACGGUAUCAGGAUUUGAAAUUCUUCUUCAAAAGCAACUUAAAGGGAAGCAGAUGCAGAAAGAAAUGGCAGAGUUCGUGCGAGAAAGAAUAAAGAUUGAGGAAGAAUACGCGAAGAACCUGUCCAAACUUUCUCAAAACUCCUUGGCUGCUCAAGAAGAAGGAACACUGGGGGAGGCUUGGGGGCAACUGAAGAAGAGUCUAGCUGAUGAAGCAGAGGUUCAUCUCAAAUUCUCCUCAAAGCUUCAGAGCGAGGUAGAGAAACCCCUGCUCAACUUUAGAGAGAACUUUAAGAAAGACAUGAAAAAGUGUGACCAUCAUAUUGCAGACUUACGGAAGCAUCUGGCCAGCCGCUAUGCAGCAGUUGAAAAGGCCCGGAAAGCCUUGACAGAGAGACAGAAGGAUCUGGAAAUGAAAACUCAGCAGCUGGAGGUGAAACUCAGCAACAAGACAGAAGAGGAAAUUAAAAAGGCCAGACGGAAGUCUACCCAGGCAGGAGAUGACCUCAUGCGCUGUGUGGAUCUUUACAACCAAGCCCAGUCSAAGUGGUUUGAAGAAAUGGUGACCACCACUCUGGAACUUGAGAGACUAGAAGUAGAAAGAGUGGAGAUGAUUCGGCAGCAUCUUUGCCAGUAUACCCAGCUGCGGCAUGAGACAGACAUGUUCAACCAAAGUACAGUAGAGCUUGUGGAUCAGUUGCUCCGGAAAGUGGAUCCUGCCAAAGACAGAGAACUGUGGGUAAAAGAACACAAAACUGGAGAUAUCCGACCUGUGGACAUGGAAAUAUAGACUGAUCUAUAGUUAUAUGUGAUGGGUCCACUGAAUUAACCAGGCUAAUUCUUUUCUUUUUUAAAAAAAGAGUCAGAAGAGCACAGAGAGAAGGUUUUUCCACUACCAGACACCUUGUAAUUUAUGCCUGCGCAGGCUAUCUCUGUUACAUUUAGUCAUUCAAAUGGUCCUCAUUGUGCUAAGCCUUAAGCACCAAACAUUCCAAGGGUUUAGAAACCAGAUGUGUACUUCCUACCAGAGGUUCCCAAUUGCACGCAGCUUCCAGAAGAAAUCUGCUUUCUGGUACAGAGAGCUGUAUUCUUCAAAGACUUUGUGCUACAACCCUUGCAUGACUCUUUUUAUAUAGUUAUGUUAGAACAACCAUGCAAUGAGCCUCUGGCUCUGAAGUAGAUAACUGUUUGAACACGAUGCAGGAAGCAAGGAAGUCCUGAAUCCCAGGUCUGUCACUGACUGCUUACAUGGCCAUAGGCACCUCAAUUAACUUUUCUGACUUUUCAUCUAUAAUAAAAACGCUUCUCACAUUAGUGCUGUGAGGAUGCAUUUAUUUUUUAUAAUGCAGUUUCCCAUUAUGACAGUGAAAGGACGACCCUUUUCCAAAACAGAAAAUAAGGCAAAAGGCAAGAGAGAAAACUCACGUCCUUCCAGUUUUAUACUCCCCCUCAGGGAUGCAUAAGCCCACUAGUAUAAUAAUUUUUGUUCCAGGCUAAUUAAUAUUAAGAUUGAAAGUGUUAUCACUGUUACUUAUGAGAAGGAGUUGGUUAUGCUAUACCUACCUCAUUAGCUGUCUGAGUGCCCUCAAUGGCAGGAAGAGGUUAUUUACCAAGAAAUAAGUAAGAUGUUCAAAACUUUUCCUGCUUAUGCAGGAUGUUUUCCCACAGUAUCUUUUCUUGAACACAGUUUUUCUUAUAUUUUGUUUAAAUAUAAGAUUUAAACUGGCCUUUGUUGGUUCCUUCAGGUGAAUAAUCACAGCCUUCAGAUGCCCUUAAUUGCAAAGUCACUGCUGAGUUCUUGUCUGGGUAGACUGUGAGUUUUAAUCUUUUUAUAGCUUGAUUUUCAAAUGUGCCAUGUAUCCAUGAUUCUAGAUUGCGUCAAAUGUAGAUACAGRUGCCUUCUGCACUAUCAGAUUUUUAACCCCAGAGUUUUUCUUGUUACCCUUACUGCAAACUACCAAGUAAUCACCUCUACUCUUGGCACAUAAUGUUGUGUAGUUCGGAGAAUCAUUUUGCAAAGCCAUUUGUUUUCUUCUCCCACUGUUACUUGUUAUUUAUUGUUGACUGUUGCUGUUGAUACAUUUUCAGCAUUUCAGAUGGUGUCAAGAUUCUCAAGAUUCUUGCUUUAUAUUCAACAGAAACCUUGAUUCUCACCACUGUGGCCUUUACUCAGUGUUUACUGUUUUGUCUACAGUUUCCCAAAGUGUAUUAUUUGAUUUGAUCCACAAUCAUGCUGCACU